Messenger RNA from Cercopithifilaria johnstoni, 294 nucleotides. The record is from the annotation of a GenBank genome assembly. Lineage: Eukaryota; Metazoa; Nematoda; Chromadorea; Rhabditida; Onchocercidae.
AUGCCUGAAGAUGAUGAUGAGGGAGAGGAAAAACCAACGGGAGCAGAGUUAGGUUUCUGCACAUCAGUUGCGCCACAAUCUCCUACCGAACGAAAGCGUGCAGCUGUUAAAAUCCAUGCCAUCGAUUGGUGCAUUCGUUCCAUCUUCUUCAUUUUUCGUGAUUUUGCCAGUAAAAGUCCUGGCAGAGGUGUUACGGGUCAUCAAAUAUAUCCCGGAAGAGUUCCAUCACUAUGCGGGAAAUUAGACCAGGAAGCAAAACGAGCAAUGGAUCAUUCGCAAUCUAGCGUGGACUAG